GCAGCCAGCCGGAUAAUCACAGUUGACCAGCAAGCUUGCACCUGUAUGAUAAUGAAGUAGUAAGUUAGUCAGUUAGUUACCUGACUAACUACCGCCAAAGUCCAAUGUCAUGAUCAAAGAUUUUCAGUACUUGCUGCCAGCUUCCUGAUUAAAGCUUUCCUUCGUAUUCGUGGAUGACUUAUUUAGGAGUACUCUCCCCUAGGUGGGUGGUUGGUAGUUAUUCUUCUUCAUCUCUGCAGGGUUUUUCUAGGAUCAGUGUUGAAUGAACUCCCACAACCUUCUCCCUUCACUUUGACCUAACUGGGCUUUUUUUGGGAUGCAUCCGUAUGCACUUCUUGCCAGAUUCAUUCGAGCAUUUCGGAGGUUGAAAGCGAUCGCGUCAAGUCGAAAAUCCACCUAGUUACGGGCGCUAGCACAGCGCUCGCGCCUAUUACCUACGCAGCGUACAUGCUCCGCACCAGACAGAAGCCUCCAAGCGGAUCCCAUCGAGAGAGCAUUAUUGUCAGAAGAAGGAACGGGUUUGAUCCCAAGAAUACUUUGCGCCACGAUUAGUUCCCUACUUGCAGGAAAAGGGGGUCACCGUUCUCUCUUGAUCCUGAAAUGGACCUCGAUGAUAUUUCAAGUGGUAUCCCAAGCGACCAAAAACCAAGGAAGGAACAUACAUACCUACAUACCUUACAAUAUCCACGGUAUGAGCUUCUUCUUGAAACCAUGGGAACCUAGUUAUACGUGUACGUCGGAGUUGAGCGUUGACGAUGCAGGCAAGUGUCCCUGCGGAACCUUGCUUGAGAAUGAGCAGACUGUUCUGGUAGAUUCGAUACAUUUGCAAUGCUUUGCCAGCAGUUGCAAGGCAACGAGGAAGCCAGGUCAUUUAAAGUAUUGCUCGACUGAUCUCCCUAUUGGCGAAGACAUUUGCAAUGCGUGCCGAGACUGUGGACGUUUUCGUUGAGUGUCAACGAAUACUGAAAUAAUUCUAUGCCUACCAUCGAGCCCUCGCCCGUGGUCUAACUAUGCUAUGGGUUUCAAGCGUUCGGCAUCCACGGAAGAUCAACCCCGCAAAAUAGAGCCUGUUUCUGUGCGAUAUUCUGAAGACAUCUUUAUUUACGGCUACGUACUACAUGUACUUUGCAUUCUUAACAUGCUAAAUGAAUGCAGCACUUAACUAGCGGACCGACAGAAGGCUCACAUCGUAGCCCUUGCAAUCAGAGCAGUUGUAGAACCUAUUCUGCCAGCGAAACAUGAAUAUGAGCUUCACCGGGAAAUCUUAGCUUUCCUAAUUUCGCAUGGGUAUAGGGCAGUGAGAAUCUAGCGCCAUUACCCCAUUGUUGAGGGGCAGAAGGUCACCACUACAGGCAACCUAUCCGUUCCUUCCACUUCACUUCUAAGGCUAGAAUGGAAAAGUGGAUGGAGUACAAAUUUGCGAAGAAUAUCUAUGAUUGGUGGACCUAAGCGUGGGCAAGAUAUUCUCAGCCAUUGAGAUGUUGCCCUCUGAUUGCGCCUUUGAAGUCCUCCUGGCCCCAGGAGCAUCCGGACUAUCGCAUGAAUCAUAAAGGGCCAUCAUCCGCUCUUAGAAUAUCCUAGGAGCUGGAAAUAUUUACCGAAGAGAUCGUCAUAGUUGGUUGGACAUGGUCGAUGAGAAUCUUACCCCUUAUACUUCUUUUACAGAGGACGAAAGAUCCAAACGACUGGGAGGAGGGUGACAUCCACAAUUUCGAGUUGAUGUCUUCCCUUGAGCUUGAACAGUGCACCAAUGUCUAAGGUCUUAGGAACAUUUCGUCCACACGGCGCAAAGCAUCAGAAAUGCCCCGAUCAAAAUUAGAAACACGGCUAUGGAACAUAGUUGUAUGAUUCUUCAAAACGGAGGUUGUUAAAAUUUUAGCUACCAAUGAUGCUGGCCAUGGAAACGCCCCAACGCCGUCUUGUAGGGCAACUCGCAAGAGCAAAUGAUCUGGCUUUGAAGGACCGGGAUAUGGGAAACCGGAAACCAAAUUCCUGAAAAAUCUUGCGGAUGAAAGCGAGACACAAGCGGAAAAUGUGAAGAUCGCCGCUGGGCGAGCUAAAAGAGGAAGGUAAAAAUAGGAAUCUCGGCUGGGAUGAUGAAUUGACAGGUUAGCAGGGACGACUAUGUCAUCAGAUAUGAGAGGCAUUCGGUUAACAGCGAACUAUCGAGAAUGUGGAGGCGAACGACUCUAUGUCGGUGUUUCGAGUUUGCUCCACCUAUUAAGCAGCUUGGAGCGGACCAACCACUGCAUUUCCUGUUCUUGGUGCUGUUCUGCCUCCUGCCUCGUUAUGUUCGAUUAUAUUAUCAGAGGACAAGAAAUUCAGACACCCCUUUAAUUUAACGCGUCUCGCAGCAAAGCACCUUCGAGGAAGCAAAACCAAGAGACUAAUAAGUGCUUGCAGUCACUUAGUGAGGAAGGCUGAGCAUUGACAGAUUCCACCAUGAGCUUGAACACACAACGAAGAUCAAAUCAUUCUUGACAAAUGACAGCCAUACUAUUUUACACUGACUUAUUUUUAUCUACAUUUUCCACUUUUCGCGUUGCAAACUUCGACUUGGAUGCAAGAUCAUGCUGUCAGCUACCACAUCGGGUUAGUCCAGGUGGCUUGGAUAGGCGAUCGUGGGGGAGUGAGUGCCAUGCUCCAUCCCAUCCCCCCACAUUACGGGCAGCAGGCGCCGCUUAGCACGCUGUUUCAUGCAUGAACACUUCCCGCCAAACCAAUCGAGCUUUUGUCAAGCUCAGUUGUUCCGAAAGCGGCAGGAACUUGGCGAUCGCGAAGACUGGCCAUCGUAUAAAACCUUGGCCAUCCCCCUUUUUGGUGCUGUCCUUAAGAUAAUCGUUACUUCUUUGAGCAAGAUACGAGCCCCGAUCGAGAGCGAUCAUCGCCAGGUGCAGCUUUCCUGCUUCAAGAACAUCGAACAAUGGGAGCAUCUUGGAAGUAUAGCCCCGUUCAACUUCUCGGCGUCCAGGGACAGGCACCAAAAAUGAUGUUUUAUGAUGGACGCGAACUGCAUAAUCGAGGCAGUGCUGCGCUGUUAAUUCUUGCUUUUGACUUUCAAGAGUAAUGUCUCUCAUUUUUGUUUUUCUUUUUUCCUUUUUGUUUUUUGUUUUUUCUUGAAUGUUGUGGAGAUUUCAUUUCUACUUCUUUAGUGGAGAUUGGUCCACCUUGCAAAGAAAUGGGGUCAAUACGAUACCUCUAUAUGUCGUCACGAAUAGCUUCAUGAGAUGGAAUUGGAGUUGGGAUUAGUUUGAGGCAGAGUCUCGUAUCUGCUUUGGAUAUCACAAUUCAGGGGACGGGAAGAAGGUGCGAAGAGAACUACACUCUCUGCUCCAAUAUCGCGAGAAAAGCUAUAUAAGGAUGCUUCUUUCACCCUCGAAAGCUCUAUCUUUUCAUCAGAAGCAGCAGCUAGAAGACAAGUCACCUAGCUGAUCAAGAAGCGAUCGCCCUUCCCGCUUCAAGAGGCAAACACCUUUCUGAUCUCCUACCUUGUACCACAUACACAGUACUUCCACUCCUAAAUUGCAUUAAAGGCACAAAAGCCUACUCAGCCGAAAAUGCUGCCUCACCUCAUCCCCUACCUCCUCCCCACGGUGAUUCAUCUGUUCUCAGGUGUAACGCUGCCACAAUCGGUACCUUCCCCGAAUUCAAUGGCAACAAUCUCGGCUCAACCAAGAACGUUGUCAAGCGUGAUCCCGAACCGGAGCCCGGCAGAGACUCCAAGUACGAUUUUGACAUCGACGACGAUGGCGACAUUGACGAGUAUGACCUCAAGCAACUAAGCCCCCAAGAACUCGAAGAGGCAUUCAGGCUCAUGAGCGAAAUCCCGGAUAAUGUGCUUGAACAGGGCUCCGAUGCGACGGAGAAGUGGUUGAAGAAACAUAAGGGCCACUCGAAAGCGAUUACCGCCCGUUGGUGGGAUGAUGUAUGGAGUGUCACCAAGUGCGCUGGUGCUAUUGCCUACUUUAUCGUUGAGAACUACGCCGUCAUAGCUAAGCUGGGCAAGUUGAGGAAACUAAAGAAGCUCAAGGAGACCAUUGACGAGGUUGGUGGUUACAAGAACGCUGCAAAGCUACUACUUAGCCGCGGAAAGGGAAGCCGGAAGAAGAAGAACUAUUACAAGAAGCUGCAGAAACUUGCGGCGGAAAUCAUUGGCUUGGCCAUCAUUGAUUCCUAUUGUACCUAAAGGGUCGGCUAGUGGUGGGGAGAUUUUGAGCUGAGGAAGGGAACAUGGAUGAUAACACAUGACCGAGGGUUCGAUUCAUAGGUGGAGGAGGCAAUUUUCGGGUUUCCCUUCUUUAGACCAUUUUCUUACAUAUCCCCUUUGCUUUUCCUUAUAUAUGGUUUGUACAAAUAACCGGACAUACAUGCAUGAAUGAUAUGAUUCAACUCAGCCAAACUGUUCGUCAGUCAACUUUACAUAUGGAGAACAAGUUCGAGAAUAAAUGCCCUAUGAAUGUCAAACACCCACCCUGAAGCCUUAACCUGGUAUAGUUUAAAAUGUUGGCACGCGACGACAGGUCUUGGAUCUUAUUGCCAACCGCCCGCCCGUGCCAUCCUUCCUCCCCAACUUUGCCCAAGCAUAACCGACUCUACUCCAUCGUGAGCGCGUCUUGGUUUCUCUCCUCAGAUGAGCCAUGAGCACGUUUCGAAACGCUCCCCCUUCCUCCCAUGACAUGAUGUCACUAAUCAUCUGGUGUUUUGAAACUAACGGCAUCAUCAACGUCGGCAUGAUAACAUUGUCCGUUCUUGAAACUCUUCAACAAACGAAGGGUCCCCUGAUCAAACUGAGCAAAAAUUUAAAUAAAUAAAUAAAUAAAUAAAAUAAAAAUAAAAAUAAAAAACCGAGUAAUCAGGCACACGGGCGCCAUGGAUAGACAUCCAUGGACAUAUAUAUAAAUAAUAUCUGUUUUGACCAGGCAUUGCUCGGCUUCGUAUUCGCAAACCACUCGAAUUUACGCAUAACCGAUGCGAAUACGAACCCUCAUGGGUGGCUGACGAAGCAUCGGGCCCGUUCUAUUUUGAUCCGCUGGCCGAUUCGUUCGGGUUGAACAUUUA
This is a messenger RNA of Blastomyces gilchristii SLH14081, 5058 nucleotides long. RefSeq lists its product as uncharacterized. Lineage: Eukaryota; Fungi; Ascomycota; Eurotiomycetes; Onygenales; Ajellomycetaceae. The record is from RefSeq and is a predicted model, not a curated record. The transcript has a single exon. Bases 3815 to 4186 code for a protein of 123 amino acids.